Molecule: messenger RNA, 2512 nt
Organism: Oreochromis niloticus (Nile tilapia)
Lineage: Eukaryota; Metazoa; Chordata; Actinopteri; Cichliformes; Cichlidae
Product: sialic acid-binding Ig-like lectin 10
Exons: 5
Coding region: 1-825 (274 amino acids)
Source: RefSeq, a predicted model, not a curated record
AUGGCAGUUUGGGACAAAAACACUCUGUGGGGUCUCCUGUUCCUGCUGGCAGGUGCUGUGGGUCAAACUGUGAUCUAUCCUCUCACGUCUACCUGUGCUGUCAGAGGAUCCACUGUCACCCUCCCCUGCAUCUUCACACCUCGGAAGUCUUUCAGUGACGGUGGGAAAGAAGUUCCUCUAAAGAUCGUCAGAGUCCGCUGGUGUAAGAACCAUGAGAUCUGUCAGGGCGGCACUCCGUCUGUGUUUGACAGUAACUCAGCAAACAGAGAUCCUCGUUAUCAAUAUCUGGGAGACAUGAAGACAAAAUGCACUUUACAGAUCAGAGAUGUUCAGCAGGGAGACAGCGCAACCUUUCGCUUCAGGAUGGAAGCUGAUCAUCCUGAAGGACAUUUUACUAACAGGACAGGAGUGACUGUCAGAGUUGAUGAUGGGUCUAAAAUGAGAAUAAUCAGCUCCAGUGAUGAUAAAAAGUUGAGCAGAGGUGAAACCGUCACACUGCUCUGUGCUUCAGUCUGCACUUUCCACCAACUGGAGGUCACCUGGUUCAAAGAUGGCCACGCCCUCUCAGAGACUGGCUCCUCCCUCCUUCUCAUCCCUCUGACUGCAGAGGAUUCUGGGAACUACACCUGUGCUCUGAAGGCCAACAUGGAGACUGUCUCUGAGCCGUACAGCCUGCAGGUGGAGGCAGGAAACCUGAACGAACUCACAGUCGUCCGUCUGGUUCUGUUCAGCGCUCACAUGCUGCUCAUCGUCACUGUGGCCUCAGUAAUAAUCAAAAGGACGUGUUGUUUGCAGCACAGGAGCAGGUCAGCAGCAGAAAGCUAAGAGACAUCUGGAAGCUCAGGUGAGUCACAUGAUUAUAUAAAUGAUCUGUCAAAGGUAUCAGGAAGCACACGAGGUCUGUGAGUGAGUCUGACUCUAAAUCUGGUUCUUCUAGUUUUAAAUAAGAAAACAUUUUCAAACCUGAUGAAACUCUGACCCAGAUAUUAAGACUGUUGAAGCAGACGUUUACAGGUGUUCACAAAGGUCCCGCCCACCUGUGAAAAUCACUUGAUAUCGCUGAAGAGAUUUCUCCCUGCAGGCUGGAGCUGUGUCUCCCCCUUCUGGCAGUGAGAGUAAUUACACAAACACUGUCAGUGCUGAGGAUGAGAAGAAGUCACAGCAACGGUCACGGAUGGCUUUCUCUGUCAGACUGUAAUCCUUCCUCUGAGCACUGAGUCUCUUUUUAUCUGAAUCAUCACAAACUUUUCUCUGCUUGCAUCACUCGUCAUGAUUUGGAGUUUGAGCCUGUUUAUCAGCACCGACCUGUCUGCUGCUGUCUUCUUCUCUUCCUCGUUAUCUCAUCGCUGCUGUUUGAACUCUGCUUCCUGUUGUAGCCUCCAGAUGUCACUGAGGAGCCGAGGACCAACGAAGAAGAACGUGGCCGGCGAGCGUGACGGCAUCGUCACCUGUAACAUGUCUGCUUUAUUACCCAUAAUGCUCACCGUGGCGGUUCAGACUCCACGGUCACACUCUGAGCCGUUUAAGGUGGCGUUUAAAAUGAGUCCAACACAAGUGCAGCUGUUCAUGAUCCGUCUGCAAUCAGCGAGUCUUAACAUCAAGGCCACAAAGAUCAAACAUGUGUUAGUGUGUUUGGAGCCGUUUCAGCUUUCCUUUUGCUUCUUGCUUUAGUUUCCGCUGUGAGAAACACCGAGUCUAUUUUUAUUCAAACACGUGGACAUAUUCUUUCUAUUUCUGUGACUGUUAAAACGAUUCAGUGUUUCUUUGCACUGCUGCGACUUAUUAAAGCAAUGAGAGCCUGACUGUUUCAGAGUGCUUGGACAGAAAAUGUCAUGGUUCAGCUGUGUGGUUGGCAAGAAGUGGACCCAAAUCAUCCAACAGGGAACAUCAGACCUGUCCACGACAGUCAGUGAUACACAUGCACAGCAGCACAGUGCAAGGGGAACCAGGGAUUGAACCACCAACCCUGGCAGGGAUAACGAGCUGCUCCACAGCUGACGUUUGAUCAGGUGCAGCCCUAAAGACGAUUGCGACUCUCACGCUGACCCUCUGAGUGCAAAGGUAACAACAAUACGGUGAGCUAACCAGCAGGUACAGGUGCACUGCUGACAUCACAGCUAAACACACUCGGAUUGAUUCUCUGGCUCCAAGUUUGAGUCCGGGACAAAGUCUGUCUGAUAAAAUUGUUUAGGUGUUCGUUCUUACAGGACGAGCAUUACAGCGAAUCGAGAUCAUCGGCGUCUUUAACAGGAACAGGAAAACCUGAGAUCACACCUCGGAUAUGGAUCAGGUCCAAAGUGGGAAACAAAAAUCAAAUAAAAAGAUGAAAUGGGUACAAAUGGUAACGGUUAAAAAGCUUUAGAGAUGAAAAUAAUUACAAUAAGAUGGAAUUUAAAACUGCAAACAAUGAAGUAAGUCCACGUCCAAUAUUUCUCUCAUCUUGGUUUUUAUGUGUUUGUUCAUCUGUGAUUCUAUCACUGAGCCCAGGAUGGAUUCCAAGAUGAAGAGGAAA